This is a messenger RNA of Daldinia caldariorum, 3961 nucleotides long. RefSeq lists its product as uncharacterized. Gene Ontology annotation, cellular component: nucleus. Gene Ontology annotation, molecular function: transcription cis-regulatory region binding; protein binding. The record is from RefSeq and is a predicted model, not a curated record. Bases 197 to 3721 code for a protein of 1174 amino acids. NCBI's taxonomy places the organism in Eukaryota, Fungi, Ascomycota, Sordariomycetes, Xylariales, Hypoxylaceae. Gene Ontology annotation, biological process: positive regulation of transcription by RNA polymerase II. The transcript has 4 exons.
AAAAGUCCUAUGCCAUAUAACACGAAUUGUGUUUUCUUAAGUAUCACUCCUCGUAGCCUGAUCCUGCCUUCCAACCAAUUUUUAUUUUCUUUCCUGUCUCUCUCAUCAACUAAACCAGAAUACACAGCAGCUCUCAAAGGUCAAAUUUUACAAGCCACAGCUUAUAUCAACGAAGUUCAUUGAUAAGCUGGUCACUAUGCCAUAUGUCAAACGUCGCCGUCCAGAUCCUGAUCCUGAAGAGAGGAUAUGGGAACAGCACAAGUCCACCUUUCAGCGUCUCUACCAGACAGAGCGGAGAACACUUGAAGAAGUAAAGAGGAUCAUGGAAAGCCAACAUGGAUUUCCUGUGAAUUCCUUGUCGACUUACGAAUUCAAGCUCCGCGAUGAACUUCACUUGCGCAAGAAGCUGAAGAAAAAUGACUGGGUCCCUAUCCACCAUCAUCUCCUCAAGAGAGGUGACAAACCUACCGCGGUCUAUCUCAAUGGAACUAAGAUUCCACAGCAUAAAGUAUGGAAGGAGAUCAGAAGGUCAGGAGCUCGAUUAGUUGCCAAUGGUCAAGAUAUUCCGCUUCCAAGAGAUGUAGUUGUGAGAACACCAUCACCUGUCGGAUAUCUCGUAUCCUCCACCCCACAAACACGACACAGAGAUAUUCAUAACCUCUCCCCACAGCUUUGGGACUCCCCAGUGAUGACGCUAUCUGCACCACCGUCAUCAACGGAUAUUGCGUUCGGUUCGCGCAACGCAGUCCAGCAGUCACAGACCCAUGUUGACCUUCCAAUGAGUCGCCAAGUUCGGGAAAUCAAAGUGAUGGAAUUAUUAGGAUCCGCUCCAGAACACUAUAUUACCGCUCUUUUGAGUACUCCAUGGGCCAAUUUUAGUAACUACUUACGCCAGGUUGUUUUCCCCAGACACCUUUCAAGUGAAUACAGCGAGGCAUUACAUCACUGCUUAAAAUUCGAAUCUUUAGCAUUGAUGAUGGCAACCGAAAGUGAACCGAGGUCGCCUGAUAUAGCAAGGGAAACUGUGUUUCCGCCACGACAGUUGCCUAUGCCGAACCAUACGACCACAUCUUCGUCACUUACAUUUGAGAUGAACGCGUUUUAUAUUCUAUCCAAAGCUAUGUAUAUGAUUUCUAACAACUUGUUGGAUGACCGUAUAGAUGGCCAUAUUCUGGACCUUUUACUCAGUCGAGUCCCUUAUGCGGUGUUGAAAAGUCUCUUCCAGGUAGACUUACCCACAGCCAGGGAAACGUGGCAAUGUCUGGCAGACUAUGCUGGUAUAAAGGGCUACCGAGAUAUAUUUGUCUUCUUGAUGAAGAUCGGACUUUUGCACCGCGACUGGAUUAUCCCUAUGGGAGCAUCAUACCUCUCUGACGCCGUAUCGAUGGGUGCUAUCGAUGUUGUCAAGGCGUUAUUGAAGAUUGGGGCGCGCGCCGAUGGUAAGAUUGAGGUUAGAAGAAGACUUCCUAUCGUCGAAGCAGCUGCUACUGGUAACCUGGAAUGUCUACAGCUCCUCAUGACAGCAUGCGAUCUGAAUUCGGUCAUGCCUGUCGAUGACCUAGAAACCCCUUUCGACACCUUCGUCGAUACUUUACACACAGGAAGCAUAAUAUCCGGGAGACGAGAUCAUGCAUAUCCGCCAAACUCUUUUGAAGACUUGAAGAACUCCUUGAUCAGUGUAGAAUUUAGUCUCGAGAAUGAGCCACAGAGCCAAGCAUUAGAUAUACUCCUGGAAAGCGGUGCGGAUGUCGACGCAUUGUGGUUAUAUUGGGAACAUAAGUCUGAAAAGUUCAUGCCAACAAUCCUCGAACAAAGCUAUUACAUGGACAUAGAGCUUUUCUACAGAUUAGCCCCGUACAGCACCGAGACGACCCGGAUUUUCUUCCGACCAGACCUCUGCCUCUUCGCAAAGCAGGGACGCGAAUCUCUCAUGGAGUACUGGACAUCAGAGCCAAAGCGACUUGGCUCUGAUGGAUCUGAAUUCCUAGAGUUGGUUCUCACAGAACAAUUUUCCGACCUUUGGGUCGCUGAUAUAGAGGUCGUUAGAGGGCUCUGUGAGUUGAUAAUCAACCCUAAUGCUAUAGUGCCUGGUAAACUCUGGCAUAUAGUGACGCAGGCACGCACGGAGGGCAUCACUGAACACUUUGCACCGAUUGUUACGGCAUUACUUCAGUCAGGGGCAGUUCUAGAUCUAGCCGUUAUGGAAGCUGGAGUUGAAGAAGAAGGCAUUGGUAUCUUGCAAAUUCUAAAAGAGCUUGGUGCUGAUCUGGGAAGAUAUGGCACAUUGGCGCUAUCUACUGCAGCUCGUCUCGAAAAUUACGAAGCCGUGUCGUGGCUACUCGAAGCGGGCGCAGAUAUUCAUGCCCAGAUAAAUUUAGAGGCUUCCGACCGAAGUUACGAACCGUGGAGCGUAGUCGCAUUGGCGAGUGUUGGAUCGUUGGGGUGGAGGCGGUGUGAGGAACUACACGGUCGUCAAUUCUUCGAGCAACACAGCAGCCCGGCGAGUUUUGACAUGCUCCGCUACUUGAUCGACCACGGUGCAGAGUUGAAAAUUAGCCCUCACGACCCGAACGCCGCCGAAUUUUUACGACGCGUUCUCGUUGACGGUUGGAGCGCCUAUUUGGCUAGAUCAAAUAUCCCUGAUCUAGUGAGUUUUUUCCUAUCGAACUUGGACCCUCGCGAUCUAUCUAGUUCCGAAGUGUGCCUAUUGGACACAGUUAUCACUCUACCCUGUAGCAUCGAUAGCAACCACAGACAACUGAAGAUGUCCUUGUUUAAAGUGCUUCGUGCGCAUGGGGCUCCAAUGCCAACUGGACGUAUGAUCCCUUGGCUGAUAUGCGAAGGAAAUGCACUCGAUUUAAUCCAAGAGCUUCUAGAGCACUGUUCAGACGUUGACAAUCUGUAUCAAGAAGUGCCCUCUAUACAUAAAUGUACGUUAAACCCUCUCCAAGCAGCAGCUUACGAGGGCAAUGAGGAUAUGUUUGACAAGUUAAUCGCUAUGAGAGCGAACAUUAAUAUGCCCGCAUUCGAAGGCUCAGGCAUGACAGCACUUGAGGCCGCAGCCUACCGGGGUCAUAUAGCUUUGGUUAGGCGGCUGGUGCAUAUGGGUGCUGAUGUUAAUGCAGCUUCGUCGUCUGCACUCCAAGCUGCUUGCCGAAUAGUUGCGAAAUCAACGACGGAAAUGGCGAAUAAGAUGGAAAUCAUAAAGCUCUUGAUAGAGAAUGGGGCGGAGGUGAAUGCCAAUUCGGGUGAGGCGUUGAAUUCUGCUACGCGUGAGGGUGACAUAGAGGUAGCGAUCAUAUUGCUAUGCAAUGGAGCAGACGUGAAUAUGGCUUCUGAGUGGGGGAAGUCUGGAUCGUUGAUGACUCCGCUAGAUUGCGCUGCUCGUACGGGAAGGAUUGAUAUGGUCCAGUUUCUAUUGAAUCUUGGGGCUCUGAGUCAUGAUCGAGGGCAAACAGGAUACGACGGAGCAAUCGCAUAUGCGGAGGGGGAGCAUUUCUUUACCAUCGCCGACUUGAUACGGAAACAUCAUGCAGAAGACUUCAAAUUACUAGGAACUAAUAUUGCGUUGUCAUUUGUAGAAGAAGAGCCGAAAGGAUCUGGGCGCUCAGACGAGCCGGACGAGUCUGGAGACUCAGAUAUGGAAGACCCAGAUAUACAAGAUUCGGGCAUAGAAGACUCGGAUAUGGAAAACUCGGAUAUGGAAGAGUCAGAUUACUAAGAAGGUCGGAGUCUGUACCUUGGACUAGGUAGGCUGGUGGUAUGUAUGGGUUAUUUCACUUUUGAAUUGUUUUCGUUGCCUUGGAUAGCCAGCUCCCUCGAGGGAGGUGGGAAGGCUACGUGUUACUAGAUCUCUGCAAUAGACGACAUACUAUGCCACUAACACUCACUCUACAUAUGGUGUCACGUCGCAGAGCAUGAGGUAGGGUAACAACUUCGUUGUUCCGCGAGGAAUCCUAAC